AUGCCAAAGGCUUUGCUGCUGCUGCAGCAGAGUGGAUUGCCUCGCAGCUGCUGCACUGGCAGUGUAUGGACACCUGCUGCCAUGCAGACGCCUCCAAACCCUUCUGGGGUUUCCUUCACCCCUUUGCCUUUGGUGUUUCCCCCAGUAGAGCCCUGCCCCCUUUUUGCUGCUGCUCCGGAGUCUGAACAGGCCGGCCAGCAGCUGCCUGCUGCUGCUGCUGCUGCUGCAGCAGCAGCAGCAGCAGCGGCGCCGGGCGCGGCCGGCGUGGAGCUCGCAGCAGUCCGGCAGCAGCUCCUGCAGCGCAUGCAGGAGCUCUCCGCCCUUCACCGAGUCGCACUGGCGCAGCAGCAGCAGCAGCAGCAACAGAUGCUGCAGCAGCAGCAGCAGCAGCAGCAGCAGCAGCCAGCCGAAAGCCAGAGGCCCCUUGAGGGGCCGCCUUUGCCCAAAGAUGCAGAGGCAGCAGCUGCGGCGGCGCCAGCUGCAGACACAGCAGCAGAGCCGCCAGCAGCAGAAACGCCAGCAGCAGCAGCUGCAGCAGCAGCAGCAGCAGCAGCUGGCCCAAGUGGGAGGGCCCCUGUCCCCUUUCCUGGGGCGCCUGCUGGGCCCGCAGGGGCCCCCGGGGGCCCCCGGGGGGCCCCCGGGGCCCCCGGGGACCCCGGGGGCCCCCAUUUCACCUUGGGGGGUACAGAGGGGGGCCCCCAAGAAGGGUCUUGGCUGCAGCAGCAUGCGCAUGCAUUAAUGAUGGCUGAGAUAUAUGAGGGGCAGCUGCGGCUGUGGCACUCAUUUGCUUCGCUGCUGCAGCUGCAGCUGCUGCUGACGACGCAGGAAGCUGCUGCAGCGAAGCUCAGCAGCAGCAGCAGCAGCAGCAGCAGCAGCAGCAGCAUAGGGAGCAGCUCGUGGCUCGUGUCCCGGCCGAUUGGGGGCCUUGAAAGGUGCCUUUCUCCGUCUUCGUACGCAGCAGCAGCAGCAGCAGCAGCAGCCACUGCAGCAGGAAGUGCAGCAGCAAGCAGCAGCAGCAGCGGCAGACGAGAUCCCGUGGCGGCGGGGCGACUUGCUGCGCUGCAGACGCAGCUGCAGCAGCUGCAGCAGCUGCAGCAGCUGCAGCAGCUGCAGCAGCAGCAGCAGCAGCCGAGUGCGACGCUGGCCCAGCUGAGGAGGAGGCGGGAACGGAGGCCGCUGCAGCGGCUGCGGCUGCAGCAGCAGCAGCUGCAUGCAUCUGUGGGGCGGCCGUUUGAAGGAGAGACGCCGACAGCAGCAGCAGAAGCCUCUUCGCCCCAGACAGUCAACACUGCAUCCAGCAGCAUCAGCAGCAGCAGCAACAGCAGCAGCAGCAGCAGCGACAGCAACGGGACAAGCGGCCCCAGCCCCGCCGAAAUCAGCGCCGAUGACGGCAGCAGCAGCAGCAGCAGCAGCAGCAGCAGCAGGGCGUGGGUCAGCAGCGUAGACAGGUCUGUGGAGGCGGCGCAGGAGCUGCGGAGCCGCCGCCUCGCUGGCGAAGAUCCUAUAAGAGUUUCUGGGGGCCCCCCUGCGGAGCGGGGGGCCCCCGAGGCCCCCAGGAGUACCCUGGGGGCCCCCGGGGCCCGCGGGGCCCCCGGGGCGCGGGGGGCCCCCGGGGGCCCCCCUCAGCGGGGCAGCGAGGGGGGGGCCCCCAUACCCCCCUACUGGAAAAGGGCCCUUUAUCAAGGAGUCGCCAUGUUCUUUUUAACAACAAUUCCUUCUUGGAAUCCAAACCCAGAGUUGCUGAUAGAUUAUGAGGGACUUGCGGAGGAAGAGGGAGAAGGAGCGGAGCCGGAGGGGCCCCUGGGGGGCCCCCUGGGGGGCCCCCUGGGGGCCCCCCGCGCUGUGCAGCAGUGA
Eimeria necatrix is the source of this 1854-nucleotide messenger RNA. RefSeq lists its product as hypothetical. Lineage: Eukaryota; Apicomplexa; Conoidasida; Eucoccidiorida; Eimeriidae. The coding region runs from base 1 to 1854 and encodes 617 amino acids. The transcript is spliced from 4 exons. The record is from RefSeq and is a predicted model, not a curated record.